CUGUGCAUCGACACUCUCUCAUCACACACACUCCUCACACACACUCAUGGCUCUUCAUCAGCUGGUGCUGUUCUUCCUCUUCCCCCACUGUGGACUCUCAGAGAGCAUGAGGAUCAGUGCUGUGUUUGUACAGGAGGGCCAGUCAACCAUCAUGCCCUGUCUGUAUGAGAAGGAACAUGAAGAUGAUACUAAGCUCUGGUGUAGGAGAGACAAUCUGUCUAAGUGUGCUGCAGCUGUGAACAGCAACCAGAGUCAGAGUGCUGCUGGAGUGUCCAUUUCUGAUGACAUCACACAUGGAAUCUUCACUGUGAACAUGACGAACAUCAGACAUGAAUAUGCUGGUGACUAUUGUUGCAUCGUUAAACCCAGAACUAAGCCACCCCAAACGAAAGACUGUACACAAAUAAUAAAAUCUAAAGAUGGUUCAAUGCUGUCUGUACUCAACCCCAUGAUAAGCGGGUAUGAGAGUGGGACUGCCUCUGUCUUCUUCCAGCACCGUUUCCCUGGAAAGAAGAGGCAGUUCUGUCAGCUAGGAGGGGAGUGUGGGACACUAACUCUGCAUCUUUGAAUGGGAUGUCAGUGAUGCUGAGUGAUGUCUCAACGAAGUUGAAAGUGACUCUCAGUGGACUGCAGGUGAAGAACACAGGCUGGUAUGUGUGCUCUAUGGGGGCAUUUCAGAUACCUGUUCAUCUCAACGUGACUGACGUUGGACCAACCCCAGGUGA
Molecule: messenger RNA, 725 nt
Organism: Alosa sapidissima (American shad)
Lineage: Eukaryota; Metazoa; Chordata; Actinopteri; Clupeiformes; Clupeidae
Product: CMRF35-like molecule 3
Exons: 3
Coding region: 47-568 (173 amino acids)
Source: RefSeq, a predicted model, not a curated record